AUGGCGACCGGUGAAAGGCGAUCAAAUCUCAGGUUGCUCAGGACGUCAUUGAUUCUGGACCAAGGCGACACGCGCACGACUCGCCAUGGAGACUGUCUCAGACUGUGUACUUACAACGCGAGAACAGUGUCCACAGACGCUGACCUGCAUGCCCUUCUCGGAGCUGCAGAGCGUAUCAAAUUUCACGUGAUUGCUCUGCAGGAGACCAAGUGCAGAAGGAGCGACGUACGACAGAUGAAUGACGGUACACUCGUCAUUCGUGGAGAGAAGGUUCCGUCGCGAAAUGUAGGCGGUGUUGGUUUCGUUGUGCACCCAUCUGUCGUCCAUCUCGUCGAUUCUCACGAGAUCCUGCCACCUCGUCUGGCCAUUCUUCGCCUCCGCCCUCUGCGCCAAAAAUCCAUCAGUAUCAUCAACUGCUAUUCACCAACAUCAGCAGCUGAUGAUUCCGAAUUGGACGCGUUUUACGAGGAGCUGGAGGAAGUAGUCCACAACGAGGAGUCCUUCUACAAAUUCGUUGUCGGAGACUUCAACGCAAAACUAGGAAAGGCCACAGAAGAGGAAUACAGGAUUGGAAGAUUUGGACUAGGAGACCGGAAUGAAAAUGGCAAUCGUCUCGCCGGGCUGUUGUUCGCCGCUCGCCUCUUUCAUGGGAACUCUCUUUUCAUGAAAAAAGAUCAUCGUCGGCGGACAUGGGAAUCGCCCAAUGGCGCGACUCAUGCGGAGAUGGACCGCAUACUCACCAACCGGAGGUGGUGUCUACUUGACGUCUCAGUAGUACCAUCCUUUUGUAGUGGUUCUGAUCACCGUCUCCUUCGUGCGAAAAUACGUCUUAGUCACACGAUGGAAAAGAACAUCUGCUAUCGGCAACGAAGGAGAAAAGAAGUCGUCUACGACGAUUGCGUACUCGAGGACUCCUUGUCCCAAGGUGACAGGCACAUCGAGGAAGACCCAAGCGUGGACUACGAGAUGUUGCUCAGAUUACAAGCCUGUGCUGAGCGUGCCUCGAAGCCGCGCAUGACAAACUUGGGUUGA
Messenger RNA from Necator americanus (New World hookworm), 1032 nucleotides. RefSeq lists its product as uncharacterized. Gene Ontology annotation, cellular component: nucleus. Gene Ontology annotation, biological process: chromatin remodeling. The transcript has a single exon. Gene Ontology annotation, molecular function: catalytic activity. Bases 1 to 1032 code for a protein of 343 amino acids. The record is from RefSeq and is a predicted model, not a curated record. Lineage: Eukaryota; Metazoa; Nematoda; Chromadorea; Rhabditida; Ancylostomatidae.